AUGUACUUUCAAUUCACCUAUUCACCUAGGUAUCGAGCCACUGUAUUUUGGUUUCUGUUAUUUCCUGGAAAAAAGGUUGAAGAAGAAAAUAUAAAAACAGGAGCAAGAAAAAAAAGAAAAAAAAACUGAAAAAGAAAAAAUAUUCCCCCAGGAGAAAAAAAAAAAAAAAAUCGAGGAAAGAACUGAAAGCAAAGGUUUCCCCAUCAAGCGAAAAAAAAAAAAAAAAAAAAUGCAAGAGAAAAACACAGACCAAAAAAAAAAAAAACUGACCAGGUUUCUUCACGCUAUUCCCUAUUCAAUCAAAUAAGACUCCUGCUUCUUCCGUCGAUCAGUUGGGCUACUCAAAACGUUUAUAACGAAACUGGCUCAUCCAGAUAGUCUACAUUACUAUCGCAAGGGUCAGGAAUCAUUUGAGAGUUAAAGUAGCUGGCACUAGCCUAAUCCGCUUUGAAAUUCGUAACCUGUGUCAGCAGCAGCAUUUUUUCUGUUUCAGAUUAGUCAUACGUUUGGUCAUGUCAGUUAGAACUUACAGGAGGUGAAAGCUCAUUCUUGUUUUAACUAAUAAUUACUUGAAAGGCGCUUUUUAUCGGCCAAUAGGAUCAACUGAUGACAAAAACUCUUUAGUUAUUAUGUAAAACCAGUAAACUAUCAUUAACGGAAGUUUGCUGGAUUGCCUACUGUUUUAGGUUUAAGCUUUCAUAUUCCCCAUUCAUGUCUGUCGAUUUAACCUGGCCUUCCUUUGUAUCUUUGUAAAACAUGAGAAAUUCCAGACCAAUUCCUAUGGCUACCCACAUAGCAUCUUUUGCGACUUUUUAAGCCGUUUAUCUACAGGUAGAGGGACGUUUUUAAUUUCGAAGGCGAAAUAUAUAGUUGUGGAAAUCUAAAAGACCAUGUGUCAAAGUGACAUUGUUUAAGUAAACGUCUAUUGCAUAUCAAAUGUAUACUCAAAUCUUCAAUGUUAUGGUAAGACCUGAUGACACGGGAGUCUCAUUGUUGCUAUGAGUUCCAUGCAAGCUUUGUGGAUUAACAUUGGCCUAAUUUGUUAUCAUAACAAACCCUUAUCGGUUCAAUUCUUGCUCUUUUUAGACCUGUCAGAGAAGAGUAAAAAAAAAAAAAGAAAGAAACACGGUUACAUGCUUUUCUCUAUUUACUGUUCCCAUUUUUCACUUUCCCAGCGAACACUCCAGAGUCCAAAAUAUGCGGCCAUAAAUACCACCUGAAGUUUAACCCGGUCCUGUGCUGCUUGCAGAUCAGAAAUUGUUGAAAUUAAUCAGAACAUUUUAGAAAGCUUCUAAAAAUUCCUGAAAAUGAAAGGCCAGCGAGUUUUUAAGCCAAGACAGGUCUGAAAAAAUUUUUUCUCAUAAUUAUUGAAUUAUUGUGCCGAAAAUAUUUCCUUUAUUACGGGCCACCCAUGGACUUUUCUUUUGCAUUCUUCAUUAUUAAACAUUUCCGCUCGAGACUUUGAGGUUUGGGGCCCUGUCGAGAAGUUUGUUUACAAUGAAAACCUCUGAUUCAAAGGGCAUUCAAAAGAUGUAUUUUUAGUGCCCCUGGCCUCAAGCAAUUUAAUUGAUCCUUUGUUUCCCCGAUAAUUGACACAUAUUUGGCGCGACAUCAAAACCGUACGAGUUGAUAUUCUGCUGUGGAGACCAAACGAUAAAGAAGGAUCGAUAGCCACUAAAAAUUGUGCAUGAUCAAAAUGGCUCAUACAGAAAAUCACCACAACGACUCACCUGAAAUGAACUUGAAUUUCUCCUUUCUAGGCUCUAUGAAUUUGUAUUUGGUUGUGGCGCGAGCUUUUGGCUUUCCCCUACAUAUUUUUCCAUGUGCGGAAAAUAUUUCCAAAGCUUCCUACACGAUGCCAUCGAACGAGCAGAGGUGUUUUGUCGACGUCACUGGUUUUAGUGGACUUUUCAACCGUUCGUAUACCAAUUUCAAUUUACCCCUUACUGUACAACAACUGCGCUAGAACUCAGCGAUCAAGCCACGUUGAAAGACUUGCAAUUUGCGAGAUAUUUCUCCUGAUGUUUGUGUGGUUCAAGUUGGCAUCACUGUUUAUAAUUACAACCCUCAUCCUCACCCCCUACUAAGCCAUGACCGCGCGAGGAAUCUAUCGAAAUAUAGGCGCCUUAGCCUGCUCGAGGCGCGAGAAAAAGCACAGAGAAAAUUUUCGAAACUCCUCCCUCGUUGAUUGAGCUUUAAACUUAUUACCUGUGGACUAAAAUAUUCUGUUUGAUGGGAAAUUAUGACUUAGUUUGACAAAUAAUUCCGGUUCGACUUCUUGUUUACUUUGACGCACUUAUAUUAUUAUAUAUUUUUUUGCUCGCGCGCGGAGAUUUGCUUCACAAAGUUUUGCAACCUUUAUUAAAUUUUUAGUGCUUAAUAUUACUUACUUUUAAACAAUUAGCCGUGAAAUAGAGUUAAGUACUUUAAAAACUGCAAGGGGAUUGAGGACUUCGUAGAUAAUAUGGCGAAAGCGUGAACGCAAAUUCUCGGUCUGCGCUGACAACGAGUGGGCAUUCAAUGAUGAAAGCUCGCAAAUCAGUCGGUAAAUGCUUCAUUCUGUUUAUCCAUAGCAGGGUAAUGGUGUCAUCAUCAACGGGGAACUUUUUUUGUAAAUAGUUUUCCUUGCUGAGCUGAAGGAGAGUUAAUGUUCUCACUCCGUAUUUGAUGAUGGACCUUCUUUUUUUCUUUCUUAAUCCAUGCCUGCUGCAGUGUAGAUGUAGAUACAACUGUUUGCUGAUAGCUUGAGCUGCUAGCCGAUGUUGCGACUGUGACCUCCAGUUGAGUCAUUAUUGAGUCUUACUUGGCAACGCUAGGAAUCGAUUACGGAAAUUGUGCACGUUGUUGUUAUACUCAUUUGUCAAUAACACUGGAUAUCAAUUGACAGAACUUACCGAUUAAUCUGUUAAUAUCGGUGUGAAUUGACCAAGGACAGCUGUAAUUAAUACUUGUGGUCAAAUUGGAAAGCAACGGAUAGGAGCCAAUCAGUGAAUAUCGAUCAUACUAGAAGGUAUUAACAUUUUCUUUUUCACUUCUGUACAUCGGUUUCCGUCAAUAUCAAAAUUCAUUGAUUAUCAAUUUUCACGAUUGGUCAGGUGGGCAUGGCAUAUGGUAAAAUAUUGACUGGGCUAUUGGACCAUUUUUUGGACAAUUUUUUUUUUAAAUUUUUUUGGACCAACUUUUGGACCAUUUGUAUCGGACCAUUUUGUUGGGGGGGGCAGACCAUUAGUACUCUGGGGGUGGUAGGAUGUAGUCUAUCAGUACUCAGAAGUAGGAGGCAGACUUUUGUUACUGAGGAAGGAGUGGAGGACGAACUAUUAGUAUGCAGGAAGGGGUGGGAGGUGGUUGUCUUAGUAACUGCUACUGAUAAAUACAUGAUUUUGAUUUAGUUGUUCCCUGACUUUACAUCAAUGAAUCAUUCGUUAUGCUCCAGGAACAAAUUGGCAGUAGGAACACGAAGGGAUUUGCGGUAGUUUGGGAAACUAACGGAUGAUUCAGUGAAUAAGAAACUCAUUGCUGAGGUGUAGAGGUGACAAAUCGGUUCGCAAGUAGGAGUUGCUGCGAUGCUUGAACAUGGCCUUCCUGCAACCGGAACUAGAACACUUUUCCCCUGAGCUUUUGAUUCCGUCGUUCGUUGGUUCUUUUUUCUUUUUUUUAUUUCAUACGUAAAAUUCGCUUUAAAAAUAGAAGAGGUCAUUUGUGAUUUAAAAUUACUUUAGCUAACUUUUUUUGGAUUUAUUAUAUGUUAGAGGCAAUCAACAAAUGGCAAUAGGAAUGACGUGAAGUCGUUCACGUGGAGAGGCAGCUGAGUAGAGUCCAUUCGGGACAAGGCGUGGCUGAAGGGUGAGGCAAAGGGUAUGGGUCCUGAACGACAAGGAAAGCCAGAGGACUUGGAAGAGCUUGCAACUAGGUAAGGAACAACAUGUAACCAACGUAAGUACCCCACUCGGUCUAAUUUUGUAAAUCCAUGGUGAGCCAACGGCAUUGUCAAAUGAACAAAGUAGUUAGUUUCUGAUGGGGUUUCUAGCUUGUGUCACAAUUUGCUCAGAUGAGGAGCAAACACCAAAAGCUUGUUAAAAUUUGAUAGCGCUGUUGACGCACUUUAUGAGCUUGAAGGCGAUGGUCGACAAAGUGUUGGAAUAAGGGCUGUGCUGAGGAGCGUAGCGUAAUUUAGUCAUUAACUCUCCUUUGAAUGACUGUGUUCUUGUGGCCAAACUUCGAUGCUGUACAAUAUUCGAAAUGCGUAUUUUGUUUCCUAAAAUGAUGGAGAAGCUUCUCCAGGUUACACUACUCUGAAUUCUUUGCGGUAAGGGUUAUAGUAGGCCAUAACCCUACUGGAAAAUUCUCAGGUUCGACUGAUAAGAUAUGUUCGUUUUCUGGUGUAGGCUGGCCAUCCAGAAAGACGAAAACGACGCGCUGAAAGAAGCACUCAGUUCCACACUGAAGGCCCGAAGAAGAAGACUUGAGAUUUUACUAAGAGAUGAUCAUCAAACAAAGAGGAUCCUCUUGCAGGGGUUGCGGAGACAAUUUAGACAGAACUUCGCCCCCAGCUAAUCCAUGACAUUUGGAAUUUGGACUUGAUACUACAACCCAGAUGAUGUAUCAUUAUGUACAUGAUCAAGCCUUCAAUCGAUUAUGUCUGUUUUGUUACGUUCUGUUUUUUUGGGCAAAAAUAGAGGAAGGGAAAUAUUUGCGAGAGACACUUGAAUACCUCCUAACCUUCCAUGCUUGUUCACCGUUAAUUUGAAUGUUUACAAUUUCGGUUCUUACCCGAGCAGCUGAAAGCGAUAAUCACUAAAGGUAUCCUUAUAAACAAUCAGCAAACUGGAAGAGUUUUUAAACGAUUUGCUAUCACCUUUCACGUACUUUUAAGCAGACAGCAUCGUAAACGGGCCAAUUGAACGCCGUACGCUUCAAAUUGUCUUUUUAGGACACAAUAUCUUUAUCCAGGAAUGACACCUUUUUAACCACAUUUUGCGAGGAAAAGGUUCUCCUGAAUUGCGUGACAAGACAAACUAACUUCACUUCCGGGUAUCCGCCAUCUUGGAUCGGUGAUGAUCACGUGAAACCAGUCAACAUUUGUUAAUCGAAGGUCUCCAUUCCACAUCCAGACUAGACAUUUUCGUAAAUCGUGAGGAGUUGGUUUGGGCUACUUCAUCCGUUUUAUACAAGGUGAGUAAAGUGUGAACAUGGCUGAGUAUCCUGAGAGGGAAAGAUUUCUGUACGGCGAAACCAGGUUGUUUUUCGGAAUAUUAGAAUGUGGUGGUGAAUCAGAGCGACGCCAUGUCAAAUCAGACCAGCAUCAGAUCUUUCUAAUUACCUUUAGACGCCAGCAUGUUUUGAAGCUGAAAUGGAACGGGAUGAAGACGAGUCGCUGCAAAAUUAACCUUAUUUGAUUAGUGUUCUGUCAGAAAGGAGGCAGAAGAUGAGUUAAAUAUUUGUUUGCAGCUAUAUACUACAGUCGUUUAAAAAAAAGAAUGCAGAUGAUUUCAGCGGUACCUCAAGAACACAUUAACGUAUUUGUCUCGUCUACAUACGAUGAGUGUGAGUCAGUUCAUUCUUAGCUUUGGCAUUGAUACAAAUCUUAUGAACACUCGACUUGCACAAAUAUUAAUCGCUUCUUAGAUCAAGUGCACCGUUCAAACGUUAGGUUUGAAAAUGAGCAUGAAAUCACUGGCCAGGCCUUUGAACAUAAAGCGGAAAUGGAAAUUUUUGCUCUGAAAUAGGUUUUGGAUUUAUAGAGAUGGACGGUAGAUCCCUACGAAGAAGUCCGAGUUGUACCUUCUCCCCUCUCUCGAGGAGAAGACAUGACCAGAAGUUAGAGCUCAUUUCCUAGAAUCCUUGAAUUCUUAGAAAGGGUCAUGUUUAUGUAAUUCUCUUCGUGAAAUGCAAAUGUUGAUGCAUUGGCCGCUAUCUCACAGAUGAAGAACACUUUUGGAAGCGUUUGAAUGAAAAGCAAAGUAAGCAGGGUUUGAAACAUGCUCUGCUAACGAUAAAAUUUGGGACCACCAUUGCGGAAUUCGAGAAGUAUCUUUCAAGUUGCGAAAGAUCGGCUGUUGCCUCAUAAAAUAAUGUAAAUUUGCUGCGAUCUUUCCUUUUUUUAGUGAACCAUGAUAAAAAUAUUUGCAUAAAUCUACCGCCUAAGAAUAAAUUCUGAAUGAACAGAAACGUGGUGGUUUCUGUAACCUCCAGCCAACGAGGAAGUUGAUAUUCUCAGUCAAGUGAAAUCCCACCGCUGACUGUUGAGGUAAUACUGCUCAGCAACUAAUGAAAGAUGCAAAAUUUGAGAGAUGACGACUGUAUCCAAAUUUUCACGUGAUCAUCACGGUCACUUAGAAAAGUUCAUCAUAGCCAGGUUGUGAGUUAAAACUCCCUUCAUGCGAUCAGUUUUCGUUGCAAUUCGCCGACCAUCGACACCGCUCGCUGAGACAAUUUCUUGGCGCGAGUUGCGAACCGCCACCAUUUCAUAACGUGAACAGAGAGAAACCACGUCAAGGUGCUGAUGUCGUACUUUUUUGUGGUAAAAAGUGAUCAGUAAAGAAAUGCUAUGACGCAACUAAAUACCAUUCGACAGUUUUCUCGGAAUUUGGGUUACGUUCUAAGAAGAUGUUAUAGCUAGUAUGGAACAGCUUUAAAGCUGAAGCAGCAACUUUUGAAAUAGCCUGCAGCGCAGCAAAACAACUCCGGAUUAAUUACGCGUCAAUGUAUUUCCGGAAAUGGGCAACCGAAAGCAUUGUCUUUCAGCAAAAUCAACACACGUAGAGCUGCGGUCACAAAUAUGAACUGAUAUUUGCUGCACUCUAUACUUUCCAAACGACAAUUCUUGAGUAAAGUUGCCGUUAGUCUAUUUGACGAUUUUUCUUCCAUUUGAUCAUAAACGAUACUUUGAAGCACAAACAGCUGCACUCGAAGGUUUACACGCCAUAAUUUGUUUGAUGCAAACCGGCAUUUUCUGGCGAAACGGUGUGGCGUUUUUUUCAUCAAGGAAAAAAAUGGCUCCACGAAAGCGUUCUCUGCUUAUGCAAAUACGAGUUGAUAUUUGUCGCAUUCUAUAACUGAUCGAAGACGCCUAUUCCAUUUGGUUAUAAACAAUGCCUUAAGGCGGACAAACGACAACUACACUCAAAGGUUUCCUCGUAAUAAUUUCUUUCAUACGAACCAACACCUGAAGUAUCACGCUUUUUCCUAAGUCAGUUGGCGACACGGCCAGUAGAUCCUUCCCAGAACCGGUAUAGAAAUUGCUUCUUUUUGUUCCGAAUUUAAUGCUUUAAUUUCCGCUAAGAAAACCACCCACUGAGCACCCACUCGCCAAAAUUACGCCUGCUCUGAAUUUUAAAUACUCACCGCAUGCAAAUAUGAGAGACUAACCUGCUUAACUUUCAUAUGAUCAUGGAGAGAUAAAGAAAAUUCUUUAUCUUAAAUGGUAUAAUAAAAUAAAAAGUAUGAUAUAAAUAAUACACUGUGUGAUGUAUCAAAACACUCUGGAUUUCUGCUGAUUUUCCUGCUGGUGUAGUUUAAAAACAUUGCUUUUUUAAUUUUUCAUGUCAUUGUGUCAUUGUAUUAGGUUUUGGUUUGCAAGUACAUUUGAUUUUAUUGAAUGAAUCUAACCGACGGGAACUUUGCCUCUAAAGAAAGGCAAGAAUUUUUGAUAAUUCAUGGAAAGCCGGAUGUAUUUAUUUUUGUCGUUGAUAAGCUGGGUUAAAAUAAUUUUCGUGUCAUAAGAAUAGAUUUAAACAAAUCCGAAAAAGUUAUUACAGUUUUAUUAAUGAAAGGAACUUAACACGCAGGGAGUAAGAGUAAAAAAGGGAUGUGAUGCAUGCUAUGAUCUAAAUUGGUUUCUUUGAAUGCGGGCUCUCCUAAUGCCUGCAAUAUGAAACCGUAUACAUCUUUUGUGUUAAGAGGACAUCCGUGCAAAAAUCAAACAAAAAUGAAAUUUUUAUGGCAAGGGUCAAAAAAUCAAAUUGUCUCAAUUUUUGCACACAAGUAGUCCUUAGUAAGACAAGAAAGACUGUGUAUUUUUUUCCCUCAAAUAUGUUGUUAUUUUCGAGAAAAAAGGAACUUUUCGCUUUCACCCUCUGGAAUCGAUGGAUCGGGUCAUAACAGGUCGAAAAUUGAACACUUUCGCUCGCUUCGCAUUUGAAAGAUAUUACGUCUUGGGAAAUCUAACCAACGUGAGCUCUUUCAUAGACUCUUUUUCUUCUGUAUAAUGUAAGUUGUGUAGGAAUUGGUUGCUUAGAAGCUUUUAGCCAUGUAAAAAAACAAUGCGCUCCCUUCCGUUACAAAAAAAUGUCGGUGAAGAAAACCUCUUUAUUCACCAUGUGCCAUUAUUCAGAAUUCCACAAAAUUACGUGUGUAAAUUGCCGAAGGAAUGAUCUUCAAGAUGACGUAAAGUUUCCUUUGGGCAAAUGUUUUCUCGCGACGCAGAAAACUCUUCAAAGUAGCACACGGAAGACACAAAAUCGCGCCACAUGUUGAUUGCGUGACCAAAGAGCAUUCCUGCAUUAGAAAUUACUCAAAAUCGUACAGGAGAACGUUUUCAGAAACAAAUAACAAAUUUAUACCCAGUUUUGUUAAAUUAAUUUGUCUAUUAUCAUUUGAAGUUUGUUUCUGCAGAGAUAUUGUGCCAUCGUUCUGUCUAGUAUGAUUAUGCACUAGUGCCAGCAACGGUAUUCGAUUAAAAAACUUUGCUGUUCUCUCGCAUACGAAUCUUAAGUUUCUGCCCCUUGUUUGACUUGCUAACCCGUGCCUUUUAACUAGCCUAUAGAAAACGAAAAUCCACAAAAUGUUACCUUACUGUGGCCCUUGCAGGAGUUAAGCGAGGGCUUGCAUGACCUAAUUUGCUUAAUUGCGGUACGAGUCGUCGUGCUCGUGUGACAGAAUAAUUUGGACCUACAAGUGGAGUCGGUCGACGUCAUUUGAAUAGGCGCAAAUACGAGGAAAAGAAAUAAUGUGUCUAGAUAUCCAUUAAGCUCUGAGUUUUCCUAAAUUUGUACUCGUGUUAUUUUUUUUCUGCGUGAGUAAAACUAUGAUGUUUGUUGACUUUUCUACUUAAAAGCGAGACAAUUAAUUGAAUUAACAAAACUUAAUAAACAAGUGAAACUAAGAAAAAGAAUUAUUUCCCGCCCCCUUUAAAUCGAAGGUCUCGCUUGUGAAUGAAAUGGAAGCUUCUAGCUCAUUCAAGUUUAUGGUUGGAAGUGCUUGCUCGUACGACCGACAAGACAGGAGUAAAUUAUUUGAGGUGGUCCCCUUGGUGUCGUGCAAUAAGGAUGUACAGGGUCAUAAAAGUGCUUGGUGUUUUGUCGGAGUUAAGAACGAGAGUGACCGAGCAGGUAUUUUUUACAUGAGUGCAAAGGAUAUAAACGCCUUAACAAUCUGUCCUUUCCACCGUUCUGAGCUUGGCGAUGGAGCCAGAAUACCUUCAGAAUUCCAAAUGAUUGUAGGGAUGUCAGCCCUGAUCUCUCUAGAAAUCGAGAGAGCUGUACAGGAAGUGGGAGGCACAACCGAUACGAAAGAGGAUUUGGCUUUUGUGACUUUACAGUCCAAACAAAGCAUAAAUUCCUGGAAAGCGCAUUAACUGCGUUCAACAAACCAGGACGAGUCCAGACCAGACGUCAUCGAUGAGCUAGAUGAAACUUCUGCCUUGCUGGUCUUAGACCGGGCAAUGAAAUAUCUACCAAAGAAAUUUAGGGAGAGCCAAACAGACUGGUUUGGUUGGAGAGAUCUGCCAUGGCAUAUCACGGUUGCGACGAGAAAGGGAAAUGAUGGCAAGAUUGAGAUGAUGACAUCUGUACACUUAUUUGAGACGUGUAACCAGGACAGUUCUGCAGUUCUUGCCAUACUUAACGACGUCUUUCGUCGACUGAAGGAUGUCAUGCCCAUUUACAAUCCAUUUAUCUUAGACAAGACAACGCCGGGUAUUACCACUGCGCUUUAACCCUGGUUACAGCCAGCAAAGUAGCAGAGCAAAACAAUCUCUUCCUACGCAGAAUGGAUUUUUCAGAUCCCCAAGGAGGGAAGGGAUCUUGCGAUCGGAAAGCUGCAAAGAUCAAAUCCCAUAUGUCCAUCCAUUUGAAUUCAGGCCACGAUAUAGAGUCGUUAUCUCAAAUGCAGGAGGCAAUAGAAUCAUUUGGGGUGUCCCUGGAGUAGAAGCAGUGUUGUGCAGGCCUCCUUUGUCUUCCAUCAAAAAGCCAGUGAAAUGGGAUGUUGUGAGCUUUGUCAACAACGUUCAGUAUGGCGAGGAAGGUGUGAGAGUAUGGAGAUCCGGCUACAAAAUUCAUUCCUUGGAGCAAGUUUCAUGUUCCUGACCAGGACGAAGUUUCAACACUUGAAUGCAGUGCAGCAAGCGAAAACAUAAAAGCUAAUUUUGUUCCUAUCAAGCCGAGACGAACUGAGUUUGCUAAAACAUCUCAAAAGCAUUAAGACAGCACUGAUGAAGGUACCGAUGAUUCAAGUGAAGAAUCGCGCGAUUCCACAACUAAAAUAUUUUUUUCUGCUCGGAAGAGGGUUGCAUUAAGUCCUAUCAACGCCAUUCGUCUUAACAGAAGCAUCUCGAAUGUGGGAGACACAAAUAUGUUCUUGAAUAUGAAACUCUUUAUGACCGCGCCGUGCUUGGGUAUGCCUUUAGACUGGAGAAGGGACCGAGUGCUGUGCCGCAACUGCUGGACACGGAAUCCACCCGUCAUCGUCUGUAGCUUUUCUUGAAAUGGGAUAGGCCCUAAAGCAGAGUCGUUCUCGCAAUCCCGUUUCACUGAUAAACAAAAGGACUACUUGAUAGCCAAGUUUGAGACUGGAGAACAAACGGGACAAAAGGCACAUGCUGCAAGUGUCUCAAGAUUAAUGAGGUCUGAGAAAGACGAAAACGGCGAGCAGCUAUUUAACUGCUCUGAGUUUCUUAAAUUGCUGAAAUUUGUUAGAAGCGCCGAAAAGGUUAUUUGCUGUUAAGAGCAGUGACAGUUAAGACAAGCGAUAUUGACUCUUUCGCGGUUAAUUAAGUUUUGUAAAUUUAAUUGUCUUGCCUGUACGUCACAAAGCGAACAGACAUUGCGGUAAUUAAAAAGUGUUUUCACUCCAGCAGAAAAAAUCAACUUGGGUAAAAAUAAAGGCAAAAUCAGAGCCAAAUAGAUAUUUAGACUUGCUUUUUCUUUUUUACGUAAUUGUGCUUAUUUUAGAAAAUGACCGUCGAGCGACCAUAACUGCAAUUAUGCUAAUUAGGUCAUGCAAGCCCUCACUUAGUCCACUUAAUUCUUGCAAAAACCUCCCUUUGAAAACUCUUUUGGUUUUUAUCGAGUGCUAGUUAAUAGGCACGGGUAAGCACAUAGAGAAAGUUAAACAAUGGGCAGAAACUUAAGAUUCGUAUGCAAGAGAACAGCAAAGUUUUUAAUCGUAUCCGUCACUGGCACUGGUGCAUAAUCGUACCAGACAGAACGAUGGCGGAACAUGUCUGUAGAAACAAACUUCAAAUGAUAAAGGGCAAAGUAAUUUGACAAAACUGGUUAUGGCUAUGUCAUUUGUUUCUGAAAAAGUUCUACUGUUCAAUCCGAAGUCAUUUCGAAGGCAGGAAUGCUCCUUAACUCUUUGGUCACGCAAUCAACAUAUUGCGUGAUUUUAUGUCUUCCGUGCGCUACUUAGAAGAGUUUCCUGCGUCGCAAGAAAACAUUUUCCCAAAGAAAACUUUACGUCAUUUUGAAGAUCAUUCCUUCAGAAAUUUACAUACGUAAUUUUGUGGAAUUCUGAAUAAUGGCACAUGGUGAACAAAGAGGUUUUCUUCACCGACAUUUUUUUGUAACGGAAGAGAGCACAUUGCUUUUUCGCAUGGCCAAAAGCUUCUAAGCAACCAAUUUCUACAUAACUUACAUUUUACAGAAGACGAAGAGUCUAUAAAAGAGCUCACGUUGGUUAUAUUUCCCUAGACGUAAUAUCUUUGAAAUGCGAAGCGAGCGAAAGUGUUCAAUUUUCGACCUGUUAUGAUCCGAUUCAUCGAUUCCGGAGGGUGAAAGCGAAAAGUUCGUUUUUCUCGAAAGUCAAAAUACAUUUGAGGAAAAAAAAUACACAGCCUUUCUUGUCUUAUUAGGGUCUACUUGUGUGCAAAAAUUGAGACAAUUUGAGUUUUCAACCCUUGCUAUAAAAAUUUCAUUUUUGUUUGAUUUUUGCACGGAUGUCCUCUUAAGAUUGAAUAAAUAGUAUUACUUUCGUCAUUGUCUCAUGUUUGCCUAAGGAUUAAAUAAUUAAUUAUUUUGGUUGAUUCCUCAGCUCCUUCUUUAUUAAAUUACCCGUUGGAAAUUGCAGCUGAAUCCCUGAAUACUACAAGUUAUCAAAAAUUUCUAUCUUCUCUUGGCUAGACACGACAUAUUUCAAAACCGAAAUGCUUCAUUAGAUAAGUUAAGAAGUUAUAACAAUAUAGACUAAAUAAUUGAUAAAAUUCAGCAAUGCAAAUAACGUAGAGUUCCCAGAGUUUUCUUUUCAACAAAAGCCGCGUAUGUUUCUGGCUCCUUCAAUAUCCUUUGAGCCAGGUUCUUAUCGCUUUUCAAGUAUCUUCUUAAGGUAGCUAUAGAAUGCUAUGGUGAUGAUCUGCUACUUAGCAUUAGUUAGAAAUUCCUAUCAAUUGGUGUGAAGUUCUUUGGAAGCACCUACCGUUCGCUGAAAGAAUCUAAACAUAUUCUGGUUUGCGUCUGCAAAUAAUUUAUUUAAAUGACUGUCGUCAAAGAAUAUUGUGUGUACUUCACUUUCACAUAUGAAAAUUCUCACUUGUUUUUUUUACUGAGCUCUCAAGUGUUGCACAAGAUAUUUCAAUUUGAAUUCUUAAAUUCUGAACUAAGUUGGUUUGUUUGUAUGUUUUUUUUUUCAGAUCUAUCAAAAGUUGGAUGAAGCCGUUGCAGGUUAUAUUAUUAUCGAUGUUCUUUCUCUUCAGAACGAUUGACCACAAUAUUCUUGGCCACAAUAUUCUACUAAUUUGGAAAAUAUAAAACGGAACAGUUUGAAGAAGGUCAGACAAGCCUUGUUGAUUGAAUCUGUAACAUUUUGAUGCUGUGUACAAGUCUGCAAUGCACAGGUUCGAUCAUCUUUCUAAUGGACGUUUUGGAUAGUAAAACUUGUUUGACCUUCUUGCAGCAUACCUGUGCAUUAGCUUAACCUUGGGAUAGCCUUACUUGACCAUGGAUAACAAGUACUGUUAAAGAUCAAGCUCAUCGAACUGAGUUAUAGAUAGUACUGGUGCAUUUUAAAUUUGUGUUGUUCUCGGGUUCCUACCGAAGCAAACGAUCUAGAACAUAUUGUAGGACAUUGAAAGGAAAGUUCCCACACAUGAUCAAUGUUUGAACAUUGUUUGCUAGACAUACGUUUUGGUACAUACUUAGUUAUUGUCUCUACUUUCUCCUCAGAAAAUGUACUGAAAGUGUAAGAGGCUGAAGUGGUAAAGAUGGGUAGGUACAUAUUUAUAUAAAAUAUCACCUGUAAGAAGCUCUUGGGUGAGACAGACCUUCUGAGUUCAUAAAAAAAAUCCCGAAAUUUAAAACAAAAAGGUUAAACACCACCUAGACGUGGUCUGAAAGCCUUGUCGACAUCCUUCUGAUAAGAUUGGGACGAUCAGGAGGCUGAAGGUGUUCCAUUUAUGUAUUCUCGUUGUUGGUUGCUCGUCAGAUGAUGAUGGUGACUUCAACUUGAUUCAACCAUCGCUGAUCCAACAGUUGAGGACCAUUCUAGAUCAGUAUCCAGAUGAUGGACAGAUAUUAAAGGUGAAGAAAGCACACACACAGGCACAUAGCUAUAUAUACAAAUACCUAUAUGUAUACAUACAUAUAUAUAUAUAUAUAUAUAUAUAUAUAUAUAUAUAUAUAUAUAUAUAUAUAUAUAUAUACAUAUAUGUAUAUAUACAUAUGCACCCGUUUGCAAAAACGUUGCAAUUUGAAAAAAAAUAACUAAAAUGAAAUAUUGAAGAAAUGUAAAAUGGUUUCAGUGUUUACAUAGCCUGAUGUAAACACGCGGGAGGUUGGGAGAACACGAGAUAAGCGUAGGAAACCACUCCGCUUCGCGUCGUGGUUUCCACCUUAUCGAGUAAACACGGAAACCAUUUUACAUUUCUUUUAUAAAAUAACUAAUGAAAGAGGAACGAAAACCGUGUUUACAUACGCUCAUGUAAAAUGGUUUUAUGGCCAAUCAGAGCCUGCGUACUAUUUGAAUCAUUUUAUAAAUACACAUAUAUAUUUUGUUUUCUCAUCAAAAAGAGACACUUUGAUUAGGAAACAAAAGGUGUAUAUUUUUUCAUAAUUUUUCAAAUUGCAACGUUUUUGAAAACGGGUGUGUGUAUAUAUGUAUGUGUAUAUAUAUAUAUAUAUAUAUAUAUAUAUAUAUAUAUAUAUAUAUAUAUGUAUAUGUAUAUUAGUUUAUUUAUUUCUGACCAUAUGUCUAUUGGUAGACUGACAGAAAUAAAACUAAUUUUUGGUUUCUGUAUGGUAUUAGUAUAUACUUAGACAACUUUUCACCUCGGUGUGGUUGAAAGUGAUGGAUAUUUACUCCCCAUUUCCACUUUUAUUCUUUUAUUUUCUGUUUCAUCUGAAGAUUACACACUUUCCGUCGAUGUUGGUCCCGCAUGACACAAUUUUAAAUUGCUGUUUCCCCCAGGAACUCAUUCAAAACGCGGAAGAUGCAAAUGCCAGACACGUAAAGUUUUUGCAUGACAAAAACAGUUAUGGAACUGAACAUCUAUUUGAUGAGGAGCUUGCACAAUUUCAGGUGAUAACUGACUCUUUGUAAAUACGAGUUUAUAAAAAAAACUAUCUUAUUGACCUUAAAACUAUUUGAAGCCGAUUUCAUGUUUUACAACAGUAGACAAAAACUUGUUUGAGAGUUUAAAACAAGAUCGAGUAGCUACUACUUUUGUCAAAGGGGUUUAUCCGUAAAACUAUCCUGGAUAGACAUUAACGAUCUGUCUGCCGAAGGAGAUUAUUGGAAUUGAAAUGUUCGUUCCCGCGGUAGCAACCAGGAAUAUUGCCUGUCCUCAUUUAGAUUCGGAAGUGGAGAGAGUUACGGUAAAAGUGAAGCGUUUUUUCAGAAAAAAAAAACAUAUAUACUCGUACAGGUCUAGAAACCCAAACCGUUUGACCAGGAAUCCUCUGAACCAAUAAACAUGCCCCCUUUGUAUCUACAUUGCUGCCAAGUUUGAGUUCUUAUCUCUCUUCAUUCACGGUUUUCGUCGUAGGGUCCAGCACUUUUCUCCUACAACGACGCAACGUUUAGGAAAGAAGACUGGAAAGGAAUAAGACUUGUUAGCGAUAGUAUCAAAGUGGAAGAACCCAUGAAAGUUGGUCGAUUCGGCUUGGGUUUUAAGUCUGUGCUGCAUAUAACAGGUAAGUCACAGUGGGUCCUUAUGUGCAUGUAUCAUCAAAAUAGCCAGGACAUCUCUGCCAUGGUAUUUCACUCUAUUCGGUUUCCUGCUAGCUUAAUUACUUAUAUUUCAAAUAUUGAAAGUUAUUGUAUCCUGUAAUGGAGUCUUUCUACGCUACUGUGAACACUCUAAUAAGAAAUUACCAGUUAUAACUGUUAUUGAUAAGGUUGCCCAAGAUGCGCCUUGUAUAAUUGACACUAAUUUUACAUUCAAAUUAUUAUUUCAUUUUCUUCAAGAUCCACCUUGUACAUUUUUAACAUCUCUGAUAUAUUGGAAUAAAUUAAAUGGCAAUAUACACGGUAUUAAAAAUUAACAGCUGAUAUCUAGUUUCGCUUUUCUUAAAGAUUUACCAAGUGUACUCAGUGCUGAAAAAAUUGGAUUUAUUGACCCUCAUGGAAUUUACUUUUCUGAUAAACGGAAUAGAAGAAUCGGUAGAUGUUGGAGACUUGACGGAGACUGUGCUGAGAUGAAAAAAAUACCCGAUCAGUUCCUUCCUUUCAAAGGAAUCUUUGACUGUAAGGAAGAAGUAUUUUCUAACGGUUAUUACGAUGGUACCCUGUUCCGUUUCCCCCUGAGGACCACACCCUCUGAUCUAUCGAAUACACUGUACACCGAGGAGAAAAUGGACACUUUGUUUGAAAGUUUUGAAGCUGAUGCCCACUUGGUUCUUCUCUUUCUUCAACACUUAGAAUCAAUUGAACUCUAUGUUCGAGAAGAGUUACAGGCUAGUCCCAGAAGAACCUUUCAGGUUAGAGUUGCCGCCAAAGACUUGGAAUUAGUUCGCUGUAAGAGGAAGGAGUUCCUUGGAAAGAUUAGGCCCGGGAAAUUGAUGCCCCACUCUGUUGCAGUGACGUAUCCAGUCACCAUAGAGACAAUCAAGUUCGGUACAUCUCACGAAACGAACCUUCUGCAGCAGUACUCCUUUCUUGUCACCAACUACUUUUGUGGAGGAAAAGUUUCAUCGAACUUCAAACGGUUGAUGACAGAUAAAGAGCUAAACUUUCUACCCAUAGUGGGUGUUGCCAUGCCAUUGCCUAAUAAUCCUGAAAUACAGACGCCAGAUAUCAAAGGCCAAGCGUUUUGUUUUUUGCCAUUACCAGUUCCGAUGAGGAGCCUGACAGGUCUGCCAGUACACAUAAAUGGCUUCUUUGCUUUGAGUCAGAACAGGCGUUAUAUUAAGUCUCCAAAUGCAGGUCAAGAAGAUCGAGAAAGGAUGGUUUGGAGGAAACUGACAGACAAGUCACUGUUGUGGAAUAACUGUCUCAUAGAGGAGGCUACACCCGAGGCAUAUGCCACCCUGAUUUUGCAAGCUAUAAAAUGGGACUCUUGUUCUAUAUCAAGAGCAUCAAUUUACAAGUAAGUUGUAAUAUCUUUCAUAUCAGUCUCCAAGAGAUUAAAGUUUGAUAUGUUUUACAGCGACAACUUUACCGUUUUAAAUUAAAGAAUGUGAUCAAGAUACCUUGGUUGUUGUUUUGCAGUGCGUGGCCAAACAUUAUUUGCAUUGACCCGAUGUGGAAGAAGCUCAUCGAUCCUUUUUUCAGUACACUUUUAGAGCACAAUGCUGUUUACACAGAUGCAGGUUCUGGACGCUGGAUUACAGUGAGAGAAGCGGUUUUCGACCAGCUCGAUCAAAGUGAAACUAAAGAAGUGCUUCUUCGAGUGUUGCUGGCUGCUAAUGUGCCCGUUGUUUUUGUACCAAAACACGUUAUAAGGGCUAUAACUUGCUAUACCUCUGUCAAGGAAGUCAAUCCCAGCCUCGUAAGAUCGAGCAUGAAGGAAAUUCCGUCAUGUUACAAGAACCUUAACAGGCAUGAAAAGCUUUUGCUGCUUGAUUUUUGUCUUGAAGAUGGCAAAUUUGACUCGCUUUUUGAUUUGGAGCUCUUGCCCCUCUCUGAUGGGAAAUUCAUCAAAUUCACCAGUCAAUCGAAACCCGUGUAUAUCUGCUCAGUGGAACAUCCUCGAGAACUUUUUCCUGGACUAGAAGAUCGUUUCCUGGAUGAGACGAUCGAUGAGACAAUCACUCAGAGGCUUGUAUCUGUUGGAAAGCAAGGUGAAACUACUUUCUCAUUUGAUAAUUAUUGAAUUAAGACUAUCGAUUCCUCUGGCAUGGUUUCCGAACUAAAAAAAUCUGUAGCAGCUGCCCCUGUCAGGCAAAAGUCAGCGAACAAACAUGUACAUAUUGCGCGUCAGACGUUAAGCCUAGUUUUAUUAUUUUCUUUGCAAUUAUACAAAUUUUUUUAUAUUGUGUGCCCAAUUCCGUUUUGGUUGGUUUUUCACAAAGGAUGCAGUCAAUCUUAUACGUUCAACUUUCUUUCAGGAUUCACACAGUUGCGGAUACUCCGAAAAGAUGAUGUAAAAUCCCUUCUUCCACAAGCAUUACCGUUCGAGUGGAGGAAGGGAAACACCGUCUUGUGGUAUCCUGAUGAUCGAAACCAUAAGCAUCCACCCAUAGAGUGGAUCAGGGUCGUGUGGAGAUAUCUGCAAUUUGUUUUGGCCGAUGCAGGCGAUGUUCUUAGUCUCGGUAAACUUCCGCUGAUUCCGCUAAGCAUGUCAAAGACACCAGUCACCUUGGCACGACUUUGUGAGCCUUCCAGAAUAGUAGUCAAACACUUUUAUGGUCAUUGCCUAGACGAUGAUGUCUCAGAUAUUCUCGUCAAGCUUGGUGUGCUUAUCAUGACUGACUAUCCCUCAUUCAUUGGCCACCAUCCAGCCGUUUUAGGAAGGUUUGUAUAUCCGCCAUUCGUUGACGGUGUUUUGAAAGCAAUGGUGGUUUCCUCAAGUAUGAUGACUAACGGAAAACUUUCCGAAAUUGUACGUUCAGAACUUUCUACCAGGGAAAAACAAGUCCUGAGAUCAUUCUUGGUCAGCGUCGGAGACACGCAUUUGGGUCCAGUAGCGUACGAUUUUCUGCGCUCCCUACCAAUUUUUGAGACUUUGGCGAAGAAAUUCGUGUCAGCAAAGGAUGGUCUGUGUGCUGCACCCCCUGAGCCCCUUCCAAUAACACUGAGAAGAGACCUCGUUGAUGUUUCUCAAAAGGAUUCAAUGGCGUUUGCAUGUCUCCUAGGAGUUAAGAUUCUAACGCCCGUCGAACUGCUUUGUCAGGUUGUAUUUCCAGAUAUCAAGCGGAGAUGCUACUCGGAAAAACAAAUUGACAAGCUGAUGGAGCAUGUGUUGGAUCGUUAUCCAAGUACUAUUCGAAAGAAUGCUUGUUUCAAGAUGAAUUUGCAGGACUUAGCUUUCGUUUCCAGGCAGAAAGGUCGAGCAAGGCCUUGUGAGCUCUUUGACCCUAGAAACGCCAUCGUUAAAACUCUGUUCGUCCAUGAGGAUGUUUUCCCUUCCUCCACAUACGGUAGCCCUUCAGUACUUGUGGUUCUUGAAGAACUGGGAAUGAAAGGCGAGGAUGACGUCACCGUGACCGACCUCUAUCAAAGUGCAAAGAUGAUAAGUAAGUUUCCCAACCUUCCGUCAUUAAAGGAUAAAUCUGAAAUAAUCCUGCGCUUUCUCCACGAGGAUCCUCAAAAGAUGCUGGACCUGGUUAGCGGAGAACCAUUGGGGAUUCUACUGAGAACUAUUCCUUGGGUUUCAAGACAAGAACAGCGACCCUAUGAUUACCCUCCCAGCCUUCCAUAUUGGAAAACAGAAGAAGAAGAAAAUAGAAGAUUUUUCAAGCCUGUUGAAUUAAAGAGUCACCAAUUUGCAAACCUUAUUGGAACUGUAAUGCCUGUUGUUGACGUGGAUAAAACCGAAUCGAUCGGUCAGUUUUUCGGCUGGCAAGAUGAACCCCCUAUAAGCCAAGUAGUUCAGCAUUUAGAAACUGCGGUGAAGUGCUACUCGCAAGAGCAAAAACCGUACUUCAUUGUGAUGCUCGACGAAAUAUACAGGUUUCUUGGUGAGCACCACCAUGAUGUGGAUGAGGCAUUUGAUGCCACUAACGUCUUUCCUUGGGUAUGGAAUGGAGAUGGAUUUUCCUUACCAAUUCACUUACUUGCUACAAGGCCAUCGAUUGAUCUCACACCUUACAUACAUUGUCUUCCUCUGGAAUUGCGGCACCACUGUCGUCUUUUUAAUUACCUUGGUAUGCAGAAGGAAUGCGAUCUAUCUGUUCUGGUAAAGGUCCUAAGGAUGAUCAAGGCGAAACACGACGGCGGAAGUGUCAUGAGCCCUUCAGAAGUUAAACACGACCUUCAGUUAUCCGUCAAUAUCCUGAAUGAGUUGGCAAGUGGGGAGUUACCCGAGGCGCUUCAAGGAGACAUCCUGAUCCCAACUUAUCAAGAAGACAACUCAUAUGUCAGCCUUCAGCCUGUAGACAGUUGCAUGUAUGGAGAACAAAAUGAUAACGAAGAAAUCGACUACUUUUACGUACACCCAAAUGUCCCAAAUGUAACCGCUGAGCGUCUUGGUGUGCCAAGUAUAACAAACCGACUGCUUGAUGCUGAUGAGCUGGCCAUUGGAGAAGAGUUUGGACAAGGAGAAAAACUUACCACCCGACUCAAUCGCCUACUCGAAGAGUACACGGAUGGCUUUUCAGUUCUGAAAGAACUAAUUCAAAACGCCGACGAUGCUGGCGCCACAGAAGUAAAAUUUAUGUAUGACGAGAGAACGAAUGAGGAAGCAAUGACUUGUCUGAUUGACGAGGGAAUGAAAGGUUGCCAAGGCCCCGCGUUGUGGGUUUACAAUGAUGCCACAUUUAAGGAGGAAGACUUUGAGAACAUUACAAAAUUGAACGAAGCAACGAAACAGCACGACACCGAAAAGAUUGGCAGGUUUGGACUGGGCUUCAAUGCAGUAUACAAUUUAACAGAUGUUCCCAUGUUCAUAAGCAGAAACAGCUUUGUCAUUUUUGAUCCACAUACGUCGUAUCUCGGGAAGGCUCUAAAGAACAAAACGAAGCCUGGAAUGAAGAUCAAUGUCAACAAAGAUGUGACCAGGCUUCGUAAAUUUAAAAACCAGUUCAAACCAUUCAAUGGUAUAUUUGGCUGCGAUUUAAAUCUCCAAAAAGAGGACAACUCUUUCAAUGGUACUCUGUUUCGAUUUCCGUUGAGAACAAGUGAGCAGGCUUUGAAAAGUGAGAUAAAGAAGCUGGCGUAUGACGUCUCGCAAAUGCGAGAAUUACUGCUUACGCUAAUUAAAGGAGCCGAAACCUUACUUCUCUUCACACAGAACGUCCUCCGCGUGAGCAUUUUUUCUUUGAACACACCCGAAGUUCAAGACGAAACAGUCAAAUUGACGUUCAAGAUCACCAAAUCAUUGUCUCAGGAUGGAAUAGUAAGAGCCUUGUCCGCCCCUGUUUCCCUUCCUCCCACCACGAACAUUUUGAACUUCGAUGACCAGAAUUUUUUGAAGCAAUGCAGUUUCCUCCAAGCAUCAUCACGAGUUGUUCGAGCAUUUAGAAUGGGACAGGUAUUUAAACUGACAAAGUCCUCUAUGAAGGUUAACGUCCACUGCGUCUUCACGGAAUGCGGUCUACGUUUCUUUAAACCUGAUGUAGCAACCAUUCAUCCCGAAUGUACAACCUGGCUUGUAGUCUCCUCCAUGGGAGACGGACGUGCACUGAAGUUUGCUGAGAAUGAUUUUAGCCUUCUUCCAUCAGGAGGGGUGGCUGUGCAGCUGGCUACAAGCGGCGCCGACAAAUUUGUGCCUGUGCCUGUUUUUAAGAAUGAUAAUGGAAUUGAUGUCAAUGGGACUCUUUUCUGCUACCUUCCUCUUCCUAUCCACAGUGGGCUUCCAGUACAUAUAAAUGGGGCUUUUGCAUUAGCUGCGAACAGACGCCAUUUACAAGAAAAACUCGAAGGCGACAAAGAUUGCUAUGGGGUUGACUGGAACAAAGCGCUGACGGUGGAUUCAAUUUGCUCAGCUUAUUUGUGCCUCCUAGAAGAUGUAAGGUCAAUUGCUCCCACUGACGGAUCUUAUAGGUUCCAUUCUUUGUGGCCGAAAGCCGAUAAAGUAUUCCCAAACCUCCGACACCUCAUGCAGUCAUUUUACAUGCAAAUAUCCACUGGAACUCACGCUUUGUUUUCUGAUGGAGAGAACUGGUUUACUGUCAAUGAGGUGGUACUUCUUCAUCCAGUUCUCCGAAACGAUCCUUUCAUUGGCAAUACUUCAUUCAAAGUUUUCCAGCUUUUAAUGAGCAAACGCGCAGUGGUUAUUGAUGUCCCUUUGUCUGUCGUGAAUUCCUUCCAAAGCUGUGGAAGUGGGGAGGUUAUUAACUCAAAGAUCUACGACAAAAAUAAAUUUUUUCGUCAGGUCUUUUUCCCGAAUAUCGCCGCAGUUCCUUCAGAGAUGAGAGAUAAACUUGUCUUGCAUGCCAUGGAUAACAGCUGUGAUGAUUUGGUCAAAGCUUAUUCUUGUAUUCCGGCAUCUCCACUUGGAAACUCUCUUAGACGUCCUUCUGAGCUCAUUCACCCAGGCAAAGACGCUGCUCGGCUCUUUCGUCCUGAGGAUGGCAGAUUUCCAUGUGGAAAUGCAGAGACCUUUCUGAAUCCUGGACGACUUGCAAAGCUUGAGCUUUUGGGAAUGGCAUCCGAUUAUCUUCCUUGGCAGGAAAUGGCAGAAAGAGCUGAAAGUAUCAAUAGACUAAACACUAUAAACAGUGAAGCAGCGAAGGAGAGAGCGAUUGAAUUUGUUAAUUUUCUACAGAGGAAGAUUGAGCGCAAAGACGAAAGCUCUUUAGACAUCACAAGACAAAGAAUACUGGAGGCUCAAUUUCUUCCUGCUCUUAGUAAACCAGUUAACUUUCCUUUACCUUGGAAGGCCGAUGAAUAUGAUGAAAAUGUGCUCUUCGCUCCAAAAGAUGUGUUUCUGGAAAGUGAAAAGUAUCGCUUGUGUAGCAUAAAACCGCUCAUCGGGUUGUCUAUCUCUCGAGGUGUUAAAGAGUUUCUAAAGCUUAGCGAAAAAGAAGCAAAGCUAAACCAUGUUAUCUUGCAACUGAAGGUAGCGAUGUGUUCCGAAGUUGAGUCGUCAAACGCCAAGGCAAUCGAAGAAAUUAACUCAGUAUGUAGAGCAGUCUACUCCUACCUAGAAAGGGACAUCAGUGAGGGUGCAACCAUCAAAGAUAUUCCACAAAACGAGAAAUUUAUUUUGUAUGAAAGAGAGUUUCUUUACCCAAGUCAGGUGGCUUUUAAUCUCAACGAUGACUGUGCACCAUAUCUUUACCAGCUUCCAAAACGGCUGGCAGAAGACUUUCCCAAGCUACUGAGAGUCUCCGGUGUCAAAGAAUGUUUUGACGAGAAAGACUUUAUUUUAGCUUUAAGGCAGAUCAAGGAGUUAUUUCCUGAAAACGAACUGGACGAGAAAAACCUUAAAGUAGCAGCACGUCUGGCAGAUCAACUUGGAGAGAGACUACAAGCAAGUAGAAGUGACCCUGCUUCAUCGCGAAAAGAGCUAGGAACCAUUUACCUUCCUGACUCAUCGGGAGUAAUGAGGGCAAUAUCCGAGCUUUGCAUUAAGGAUUGUCCAUGGAUGCCUGACGAAGAAGGAGUGCAUUUUGUUCAUGCAAAAAUUCCUUGGCCAACUUGUGAGCUUAUCGGUGUAAAAACUCGAAGAGAUGAAGCUCUGCGGUACCACAUGGUUAGAAUGUCGUUUGGACAGAAAGAGAAACUUACAAAUCGCCUGAAACGCAUACUUCGGUGUUACCCUUGCGAAAGAGAAAUUUUGAAAGAACUUCUUCAAAAUGCAGACGACGCAGAGGCAACCGAGAUUUGUUUUAUAAAGGACCCAAGACACCAUCCAGAUGAAAAGGUGUUUGGGGAUUGUUGGAAACCUCUACAGGGCCCCGCUUUAUGUGUGUAUAACAACAAGCCUUUCACCAAUUCUGAUCUUCAAGGCAUUCAGAAUCUCGGAGAGGGUACUAAGGGUGAAGAUCCAAACAAAACAGGCCAGUACGGGGUGGGCUUCAAUGCUGUUUACCACCUGACUGAUGUGCCGUCCUUUAUGUCCCAGGGAAAGGAGAUUAGCGAUGUUCUGUGUGUAUUUGACCCACAUUGCAAGUAUGUUCCGGGCGCCACUCCUUCAGAGCCAGGGGGUAGGUUCAACGAUACAGCCACCCUAAGUAAGAAGUUCCCUGAUGUAUUUCCUUGCUACUUGUUAGAUCACUUUAAGAUUGACAACGCAACCAUGUUCAGAUUCCCGCUAAGGACCAAAGACAUGGCUCGCGAAUCGGAAAUUUCUUCAAACUCUGUGUCAAUCAAAGAACUUGAUGUUAUGAUGGAAGGGCUUAAAAAAGAAAUGUUUGAGAUUCUGCUCUUUGUGAACAACGUCAGGAAGAUAACCAUUUGUGAGGUUGAUGAAGCAAGUAAAAAUCUAGUGAAUUCCUAUACAGUUGAGGCACAGAUGUCAAAAAAAGAUGAGGCCAAAAGAAAAGCAUUUGCUGAUCACAUCAAACAGAUUUCAAAGUUAUCCAAAGAGGGAGAGGGAAUUGAUCCAAGAAAGAUACCGGUAAAAAAGGUUUCCUACGUCUUGGACAUAAGAGACACUACUGGCAACGCGGAAAAGUGGCGAAUUGUGCAAAAGAUUGGUUUUGAAAAAGAUGUAGAAGAAAGUAUCAUUGAUGCCUUUACGAAGCGAGAACUUGGAAUGCUUCCUCGCGGCGGUGUCGCCUGUCUUUUGGAGAAGAAACCUAGUUAUUCUUCUCUAAGACUAAAGAAAGCUUACUGUUUUCUACCUCUUCCACUUGAGACAAACCUCCCAGUUCACGUUAAUGGCCACUUUGCGUUAGACCACGCGGCAAGAAGAGGUUUGUGGAGAGAUGACGAGAACCGUGGUGGAUAUCGGAGUGACUGGAAUUAUCUUUUGUUGCAAGAUGUCGUCUCGUCAUGCUACAUCACGAUGUUGGUUGAGGUGCGGGAUUUUCUCAAACUGUCCACCACCCCUGACUCGAACCCUGAAACUGAAAGUGUAAUCCUGAGCAAAAUAAAAGUGUACGAAUCAUUUUUUCCUCGUCAAAUACCUACUGAUAAGUAUUGGAAGACACUGGUUGAUUCUGUUUAUUAUAAAAUGAACCGGAUGAAAUUGAAGAUUCUGCCCGUGGUUAGAAAGAGAUCCCUCAAUUGUUCAUCAAAGAUCACUGGAAAAAGCCCAGCUGCUGAGAUUACUUGGCUUCCACCGACAGGUAUUGGGAAGCAUCAAGCAUUUUUUGACGAUCUUGAAGAAAAAGGGCCCUUUGCGGUAUCGCCCAAGAAGCGUAAAGAGGAGAAUCAAGCAAAACAACGCAAGCUGUUGAGGGACAUUUUACUUGACAGUGGUUUCAACCUGGUUUUCUUCUCGUUGGCAUUACAUGAUUCUUUUCAGCGAGCUGGAGUUGCGACCUGCUGCAUUUCUCCUCGUAAGGUAAUUGAUUUCUAUAAAACUUUUAAUUGCGACGAUCGUUUGUGCACGAUUGGACCAAUUCCUUGCGACGUUCAGGAAACAUCACUUAACGGUGCUGUUGGAGUAACCACCGUGUUGCUGUAUUGCCGCUGUGAUGUCAGUUUCCUGAACGAUUUACCUGGUCUUCCACUCCUACUUACGCAUGACCAGCGUCUCCAAUUGUUUUCGAGUGAACAUCCCAAAUUCCUCUCACAAUACCGCGAUCUUUUACCAAGGUCUUCGCAAAUUUUCCUUCACGACCUUCUUUAUCGUUGUGUUUUUAACGACACUGACAAAGUUAAACUAACUUCCCUCAAACAUCUGGAUGCCACCUCAUUCGCCGCCAAUCUACCUCAGACUCUACCAAUAGACAUAUAUGGAAGUAGAAGAUUUGUUGAGUGGUACCCAAACCAGAGAGAGAUACCCAACCGAAAAUGGAUAUUCAAGGCCUGGAUUUUUCUGUCCGAGCUUGUCGAGGAUGUUAUCACUAAUGUAGAAGUGAACGAAGAGAGAAAGAUCCAAGAAAUCCGAAAAAUGCUCGAACCUUUGUUCAACUGGUGCAUUCUUCCGGUUAUCGUGAAAGAUUUAACAGACGAAGAUAAACCAUUGGUUUCCUUCUCUCACAAAAGGACACCUCCUCCCACCAAACAUUAUCUGUUGCCUCUUAGGCGAGCGGCAUCUGCCCUGGAUUUCAGAAGUGCAGAUUCUUCAAGCUCUAACCUUGUUGAUGUCUUGCGAAAGGUUGGCUUGCCUGAACUUAACUUAGGUGCACUUUCAUCCAGCAGCGAAGAUUUAUUUUUGCCUUCAAAAUCUAUUUAUCUUGCUCGCAUGCUGGUAUCAUCUUUGGAGUCUCCUGCGUCACUUCUUACUGCCCUCGACGAUAAGAUGGAUUUUGAGCCGCAGUCACUGAAGGGAAGACUGAAUACUUCGGAAUGUAUUACCAUCCUGGAAUAUUUUAGCAAAAGUGUGAAACGCUUGGGAGAAAACGAGAGGGAAACCUUAAGGGGACUUUCUUUUUAUCCAGCAACCCAAGGUAGAUUAAUAAGACUCAGUGAUCGGAAGAUUUGUGUCCUACCAACUGAAAUACCACGGGACGAAAUUGAUGUACUGGAAAAUGAGCUGGAUAUCGUUUUUCUGGAAUUUCAGACAAGUAUUUCUGAGCUUUUCGAGUUUCUCGCGCUGGAAUUCUUCUCUACUGUUGACUUCUAUUGCAUCUUUGUGUUGCCAAAUUUUUCCGUCCUUAGUAAAGAAGGAAGAGAAUCUCACCUGACAUACAUCCGGAAAAAAACCUUAGAAAACGCAAAGGAUGAAGAGAAGCAGAAAUUGUUGAAAUGUUUGAGAGAUAUUCCGCUAGUUCCCUCUGCAGAUGGAAGUCUGAAGACUGCAUCCUGUUUUUUUGACCCUGAAAAAAAAUUUUUUAGCGCUAUGCUUCCAAAAUGUCUGUUUCCAAUGGACCCUUUCGACACACCGGAAUGGCUGACGUUUUUACGGCGAAUAGGUCUUAUUCACAUCGUUUCCAAAGAUUGCUUUAGAGCGCUUGCUGCAGAAGUUGCACGGGAGGCUGCAUCAGCCCCAAGUGAUAAUACUCGCAAGAAAUCUCAAGUAUUGGUCAAUCAUCUCAUCAACCGAGAUGACGUACUAGUUGAAGGAUUGUUACAAGACAUCUGUAACAUCCCUUUUGUAGUCGGGGAUCCAGUCAGAGAAGGACUCCAAGCAAUUUGCUUGCCGUUUGGGGGUUUCACUGGUCGUCAGGCUCCACAUUUCGCCUUCCAGGGGGCAGUUCCAGUCGAUUAUGCCGAAAUUGUUUGGACAGAAGCCAAUUUACUUCCAAAGUGGGCGAAUCCAAGACAUCGUUCUCAUGACUUUGCUCAUAACUUUACUUCGGAUGCUGAAAUGAAGCGACACUACGAUUCAUUUGUCUCCCAACUUCAGAUUCAAGAAAAGCCUUCAGUGGACCUUGUGGUUGCUCAUUGCAAAACUUUAUGUUUAGAAGUUGGUAAAGGCAAUGAGGGAACAGUUUCUUCCCCUGAAAGACGUUGCGCAUUGAUGAAAGUAAUGGGAUGCAUUUACUCAUUCUUGAAUAGCAACUGUAUCAGAGGGAGGGACGUAAGGAAAAUACUUGCAAAUACACCCUGCAUUUUGGUCGAAAAUGGCAAGAAAUUCAUUCUACCUCGUCAAGCAGUCCUUGCGCUUUUCCAGCACCUUGAAUUAAGACCGUUCCUGUAUGGAAUUCCCAAGGAAUUUGGUAAGUUUCAUCCUUUGUUCCUGAACCUUGGCUGCUCAGAAUUUGUCACUCUGAGUCAUUAUGCUAUGGUGUUGGACUUACUGCACAAGAGGUGCCACAGUUCCAAACUGGACCCGAAUGCAGUUAACGUGUGUGAAAGAGCAGUAAGAGGUUUCUUUAAUGAAGUUCAGCGAAAUAAUGAAGAGGUUAAAGACAUUUCUCAGCUCUACUUACCAGGAAUGACUCUCACAAACGUGAGAACGAACGGCACUGCCAAUGUAAUACCUCUCUAUUUGCACAAGUCCUCGGAGCUAAUUUUCAAUGAUCUCCCGCCUUCUAUCCGUGAUCGACUGCACAAUUUCCGAGAGAACCUCUUUCUUGACCUUCGCCAAAUGAAAGUGACCUGCAGUACUACAAGCAUUAAUUACAAAGAGCUCGUGAUGAAGUUACCCAAGUCUUUGAGGCCAAAAAUGCUGUCCACUGUUAUCAAAGAAAAAAUCACUUCAAGUCUUGAAAAUCUACCGAAUACUGCAAUCACCCAUCUCAGAUACCGGCUUUCAUCUCCGCAGUUUUUUUACGGCAUAGCGAGACUUAUUCGCGACGAGAACUGUAGAAUAGAAAGAGAGGGUGAUGACAGCAUGAUUGCAAACAUCAAGAUGAGGCUUCGCAGCCUCGAGGUUUAUUCCGUAUACCGUCUCAAAACUACACUAUUCUGCAGCAACGAACCCAUCCCAGCUAGCGAGGCAGACGUUCCGUACUUCGUUGAAAAAGUUUUGGUUUCCGGUGAGGAAACAUCAAGGGUAUACGUCGAUUCCUUAAAAGGAACAAGUGAAGAUGGCAUGACUUCGUUGUUUGUAGCUAAUGCGGUUGAGGAAAUAUGUGAAGGACGUCUUGGAAGAAGGGCCUUAUUAAUUCCUCAUAUGCUGAGAUGUCCCCUAGGUGCCAUAUGGUCCCACUUAGAUAGCUUGGGUGUUCGACCGGAUGACUCAUUUUCUGCAGAAGAGCUAGAAAUUCCGCCUGAGCCAGGCAGUUUUAUUCCCCAAGAAGAUCACCAUCGCUUAAAUGACGACUUUGAAGAGUUUGUACCAGACGAUGAUGUUGGAUAUGAGCUUCACGACCCAAGUGUAGUUGGAGAAGGAGGAGACGCUACCUAUAUAUACGCUACAAUUAUCGAAGAAGUAACGAGUGAAUGCAACAGCCGCCUGACAAGGCGUUACAGAAUCAACAUUGGAAAUGACCAAGAGAAAGUUGUCGAUGCUACGGACCUGUACAAAUUCCACCGUUUGACCGAGUCAUCUUCAACUGCGAUGGUCCCGUGUGAUAGGAUUGGGCAGCCCCCUACCCCAAGAAGCAGACAGGGAGUUUUCGAUAAGAUUUCAGACCUUCUAGAGGAAGCGUGGACUCUUCCAGAAAAAAAAAGACGAAAAAUAACCAAGCGGCUGUAUUUGCGGUGGCACCCUGAUAAAAACUUAGGCGAUGAGGAAUUCUGCAAAGAGGUAUGUCAGUACAUACAGAGCGAAGUUUCAAGGUUAAAAAGAGGGGAGCCUAAGGGUGGUUCCUACGGAAGCUUCUUUGUUUUAUGGGCAUUGCUUGCAAGGGAACACUACAGGCAGCGCCGGGAACACAGAGGAAGAUCACCAUGUCAUAGAAAAAAUCCUCAACCAAGGGAGGCCAGGCGUUGGUUCAAACAAGCGGUUGCAGAUAUCCAGGCAGCAAGCAACGAUAUAAUUUAUGAGAGACCUUCGUAUGAGUGGGCAUGCUUCAAAUGUCACCAGGUAAUAGUAAACAUCAGUUAUUAUAAGGUAAUUUAAAAUUAUCGACUGAGUUGAUAACUUUAAUUGGCCACCGUAAAGAGUGUUACAUCUGACGUUCCGAGCGUUAGCGUUAGCACUUCGUCAGAGACCUUCGCUCCGACGAAGGGAUAACGCUCGAAACGUCAACUUUGAAACUCUUUACGGUGGCCAAUUUACGUUAUUAACUCAGUUGAUAAUACUUAAUUACCCUGUUAUACUACCCCACCGACGCAGCAUCCCAGUUCAUUUAGAAACUUACCCCCUUUAUUCAUCACUUUAAAUAGUUUUUAUGUGCUGCCAUCGUUAUUUUAACAUUGAAGUAUAAAACUUGAUAUAAUGAUAGAAUUCCUUCAGUUAAGUUAAGCCAUAUUUAUUUUCAUAACUAAUCGUUUUUCUUUGGCUGUCUCGUGUGACCAGAUAUGCUUGUCAAUUCUUAGCGAAAAUGGAAUGUUAUUAGUUGUUCUUCCUAGGUUUUUUUCUGUUAACAGCUAACAGUUAUAUUACAGACACAUGAAUCGUUCUCCAUCUUUAGUUGAGGUGCUUCUGAAAGAAACCUUAACAGGGAUUAUCUUGAACAUAACUCAAAAAUUGACAGGGCUGGAGUUUUUUAUUUGUUCUUCCUGACAGGCAGCAGAGAAGGCUUUGAAGGCGGCACAGUAUACAGUAGAUACUUACAGGACAAGGGUCCACGACCUUGUAGAGAUUUGCUGCGAUCUAAAUGAUCCCGAGCUACUAGAUCUAGCAAGGCAAUUAGAGCGUCUAGUUGGUGGUUCUACGCGCAUGCGUUACCCAGACAGAAUGUGUUUCCCCCAGAUUCCAAACGAGGUGUACUCUGCCGAAUUAGCGCAACAGGCCUUGCAGCUUGCUAAGGAAAUUGUUGCAUGCGUACAGAGCAGGAUAACCUAAGGUGAGAGCUUAAAAGAAAUUGACAAAACUCAGUGGGAAACGUAUGUUUUCUGAAUGCAUCUUAUUCAAGAGAACAUGCAGUUCAAAUUUAGGUCAUUGCUGCCACCUUUGUGAGUUUUUUAUUUUUAUUUUGUUAUUUUUUUUUUUAUGAAAAGAACUCUAUGUUAGUGUAUAGAUUGGUAUGGUGCUCGCACCUAUCAGAUCGCCGCAUUAGGGUAUGUGUCUCGCACCAAUCAUCACUCUCCAUCUGCAGAUUAUAUAAAUUUCAAUGGUGUGAAAUGAAUUUCAUUUGACAGGGUCACUCUGAUCAGGAUUCGAUGCAAGGAUGGAAUUCAAGCAUGGUUGUCUAAUGUACCGCAAUGUUACAACCAUCUCGUGCAUCUUCUAAAACCAGAAUUAUUUUGAUCACGACUGUACAACUUGUUUUUAAUUGUAACGCCCUUGAUAUAAAAACCUCCCUUUCCAAAGGCAGAUUUUUUAAAACUACGUAUUAGACUUUAUCUUGAUCUACUUUAUCUGAGAUUAGAUCAGAUCAAAUCAGCUUUUUUAUGUGACUCUAGAAUACUAAACUGGCUAUAGAUGUGUUCAGCGCUAGGUAAAAAGCCUCUAACAGGAAAAGCUGUAUCCCACGAAUACUUAAUUUUUUGUAGAUAGCUAGCUUUCAUUAUGAGUUGGGUAGAAGGACCGAGUUUCCUUUUUUAAUUUUAAAAUCAAUAUAUUUCUUUUAAAAAUUGUCUAGCCUCGAUACUGUUAAUGUGCAUCUUUAGAAACGUAGGUGUUUGCAUCAUUUUUAUAGAAUAAAAUGUAUCUAUAGUAUGACGCAAAGUUUGUUAGAGAAACUCCAACCAAUACAGGGAUCUGCCUUAAAAGGCGGUAUAAAUUAAUUUAAAGACCAGUUCCUCGAUAGAUCGAUACUACUACAAUUUUACGUGCAUUCCCUUGAAAUGAUUUCAUAAUUGCUCUAUGAUCUCUCAACAUGUUCUGAUCAUUUUUGUGACAGACAAGGCCUUUGCACCUCCAUAGCCUUUAAAAACACCCUAUUAUUGAAUUGCAGUCAGCAUAUCCAGUUUUAUCUUUCUGCCAAUCUAAGGUUUUGAUUUAGGGCCGGGUCGCAUUAGAGACGAUUUUGCAGAUAAUUAUUUACUCUAAGGACUAAAAUCUGUCAACACACCUCUUUUCAAAUGCGACCCCUCAUUUGUGAUUUUUUAUAAAUUUCAAAAUCGGGAAAAAACAUCAAAGACGCCGGUGUGCUUGGGCGAGCUGGACCAAUUUUUCCAAAUCUCGAAAAACCAAAUGAGCCCGCCGCUAAAGCUGUCAACAGUUGAAAAGAAUGACUCCCAAUAUCGACGGCAAGGUCACGAACGUGAAAAAGAGCGCGACAUUUCAUCAUUUACACUGUCGUUUUCAUUGCAUACAGUUCGAAGCGACAGCAUGUAGAGGCGAGAUUUUCCCUUUGCUUACUACGGCCAUCAAAUGCCAAGAAGUGAGAGGUAUUCCUUCCUUCAGGAACUGGGCAAUACAGCCCCAAUUUGGCCUUUUGUGAGCGCCGAACAAAGCAAACCUGAGAGUUACUGUUACCCUGUUUGGCCGCAUGGCAAGUGUCGUUACUGAACACAAUUUCACCGCUCAAAUUUCCCCUGAGUGAUUGACGCUUGCAUUUCACUUGUUGAAAUGCGACCUUUUUUUAGCUCAAGUUUAUUUUCAAUUCUAGUCUGAUGCAAUUUGAUUUUCCGGCCAAUUUUUUUUAAGCCAAAAUUAAAAUUGGUCCGUAAUGCGAUCCGGCCCUUAUACAUGCGCUUCAGAGCCACCGUAAGGGUUUUGAUAAUCAAGGUGGCUCUAAACCUUAUGCCCACAUCUUCUUUAACUGUGCAGGAAGAAGUGUUAAUGUCUGAUUUUCUAGAUCAGAGAAAAAAUUGUUCUGUGAAAGCUCAUUCUUGCUUUAACUAAUAAUUACGUGGAAGGCGAUUUUUAUCAGCCAAUAAGACCUAAUAGGCUCAACUGAUGACAAAAACUUUUUAGUUAUGAUGUAAAACCAGUGAACUAUCAUGAGCGGAAGUUCGCUAGAUCGCCUACUGUCUCAGGUUUUAGCUGUUUUUUAAGCUGGCCCUCUUCUGUAUCUUUGUAAAACAUAAGAGAUUUCAGACUAAUUCUUAUGGCUACCCACAUAGAAUCUUUUGCGACUUUUUAAGCCGUUUAUCCACAGGUAGAGGGACGUUUUUAAUUUCAAAGGCGAAAUAUAUAGUUGUUGAAAGUUAAAAGACCAUGUGUCAAAGUGACGUUGUAAAAGUAAACGUCUAUUGCAUUUCAAAUGUAUACUCAAAACUUCAAUGUUAUGGUAAGAUAUUAUGACAAGGGAGUCUCCAAAGCAAACUAUCAUUGUUACUAUGAGUUCCAUGCAAGCUUUGUGGAUUAACAUUGACCUAAUUUGUUAUCAUAACAAACCCUUGUUUAGCUGGUUUGUCUUUCAUCGGUUCAAUUCUUGCUCUUUGUAG
Molecule: messenger RNA, 32136 nt
Organism: Pocillopora meandrina
Lineage: Eukaryota; Metazoa; Cnidaria; Anthozoa; Scleractinia; Pocilloporidae
Source: the annotation of a GenBank genome assembly